Molecule: messenger RNA, 138 nt
Organism: Anisakis simplex (herring worm)
Lineage: Eukaryota; Metazoa; Nematoda; Chromadorea; Rhabditida; Anisakidae
Source: the annotation of a GenBank genome assembly
CUGGAAGGUCGGAUACUGCCACCUCCGCGAAUUGAAUACGGACGUAAUGCAACCGUUCCGAUUGAUCCUGAAAAGGUGAUCAAAAGUACUGUCGAAAAUAAUCAAAUUCUCUCAAAAUAUUCGACUCGACGAGUUUGA